CUCCGAGGUCACGCGCGCCGCCAGCGAGCGCUCUCCAACGGCCUUCCCUAGAACGCCCUCCCCGUUGCCAGGCAACCAAGAUUGUUUGCCGUUGUCGCUCAGGCGCUGAAGGCCGCGUCGCCCGGUCUUCGAACUAACGGAGGAUUCCUUGGCCUCUUUCCUGGUGCAAGCAUCCCGAUAGCGAGCCGUGCCGGUAUGAGGAAUACAAAUAAAGAAUCCCGUGGACCCUCAAAUCGAUAUGCUCCAUGUGAUUGGUACUAUCAUGUACCUAUGAAACGAUCAGAGGAAAUUGUUAAUUCUGAAGUUCCGCAACAACCAACUUCCCAGAUCCCAGGUCUUGGUGAAUUUGGAGAUCCUCACAACGAGAAUACCUUUGUGGGGCGAAAGAAGUGGAUCAAAGACACCGACUCAGAAUAUGUGAAGCUGGCAAAACAAGGCGGCCGACCUGAUUUAUUGAGGCAUUUUACAUCUACUCCAAGAAAAAUGUCCUUGGGAUCUUACGGUGCACCUGAGUGGUACUCCCAUCAUGGCAAGACAACAGCACCUGAUGAGUCUAAGUCUCGAAUUUCAACCAUGCCAGACUACAUGAUUCAUGAAGAAUUUAAAGCUGAUCAGCCAGCCAGCUAUGAGCCUAAAAGGGGGCCUUUUGAUUUUGAUAUGAAGAGCGUUUGGCAAAGGGAUGCCGAAGACAAAGAAAACAAAGAGAAAAAAGAGGAAAAUGAAGUACAAAUGGAGAGCUCUCCAGGCAACACAAAGGAAGAGAUAAAGCUUCCUGCUAUAACACCAAAAUACCCAUACAGAACACCACAGCCAAUUGCAACUAAGGAAUUCCAUGGAGGAAACCGGCUUUAUUUCCCUCCAAUGCCUAUUCACAAAAAAAAUGAACCUGUUAACUUCAGCAAACUGAUAAGCAGCGGUUACCGGGAUGACUGGCUUCAGCAGCGUGAAGAAUGGGAAAAAAAGAAUUAUCAGCCUAAUGAUUCGCUUCUUCCUCCAAAUUCAGAGCCAUCCCAGCCAGAAUCGACACAAACAGACAAUGAGACUUCAUAGAAUUGCUACAUAUUCUAUUGCUAUUUCAAAAUAGCACAGCAUGCAACACAUCUUAAGAAGCAAGCUUCAAUAGUUCAAUUUUGAUAUGUUAUAUUAUGCAAUUCCUUACAUGAUAUUUAAAGAAUAGGGCACAGUCACCCCUGUUUGUUCAGUAAGUUUGCAACUGGCAUGAAUUUGGCCCAGUAAUUGGUUCCAGCAAGCCUUUGAUGUCUAGAUGCUUGUAUCUGUUGUCAUAGUCUUUUGCUGGUAUUUUACAAUUCUCACUCUUCUAAUGCCGUUUAUCACCAACUCCUGGCUAGAUUUCAUAACAGCCUAGUGUUUUAAAGCAAUUUCAGAUGGGUUAGACUUGUAAUAUCCCUGAAGCCAGAGGGCCCAGCUAAUACAGGGAAUUUCAAUGCUAACCCUUAUUUUUGUAUUUCCAAGUCUUGAAUGGGUAAGUAAAAGCAUUCUAGUAAUGUUAUAUUGAAUUUCAAAUAUAUCUUGCAGAAUGUUGGAUUGUAUUGAUAAUUUUCAACAUUCUUAUUUUCUUCUAUUUAUAACUCACACCAUAUAAGCUUACUUUCUACUUGAAUAAACAUGAUUAGAAAAGAGGAAA
Messenger RNA from Anolis sagrei ordinatus, 1645 nucleotides. It is a transcript of the gene C6H7orf57, whose product is annotated as chromosome 6 C7orf57 homolog. The record is from RefSeq and is a predicted model, not a curated record. Lineage: Eukaryota; Metazoa; Chordata; Lepidosauria; Squamata; Anolidae.